AUGUACUCACAAAAGGUUCCUAAGGGUCGAGGUGAAGAGGUGGCCUCGUCCAUCAACAGAGUAAUGCCCGAAGGGUAUGUACGCCGCAGCGGGGGGAGCCAGCUUGGCGAGCAGACAGGCGAGGCGGAAGAUCCGGUCCCAGCAGCACCCGGGCGAUGUCCACCAGCAGUUCAAGAAGCGGUUCGAGCUCCUCCAGGCCCAGCACCUCCGCCACCCCCACUCCAGCUACCUCGAGCUCCACCACCCCCGGCUACGCCCCCACGACCUACAAGAGGUACACCCCUCACCUUCCUCAACCAUUAG
Nezara viridula (southern green stink bug) is the source of this 303-nucleotide messenger RNA. The record is from the annotation of a GenBank genome assembly. NCBI's taxonomy places the organism in Eukaryota, Metazoa, Arthropoda, Insecta, Hemiptera, Pentatomidae.